Molecule: messenger RNA, 1619 nt
Organism: Drosophila willistoni
Lineage: Eukaryota; Metazoa; Arthropoda; Insecta; Diptera; Drosophilidae
Product: zinc finger protein 112
Exons: 5
Coding region: 83-1426 (447 amino acids)
Biological process (GO): regulation of transcription by RNA polymerase II
Cellular component (GO): nucleus
Molecular function (GO): DNA-binding transcription factor activity, RNA polymerase II-specific; zinc ion binding; RNA polymerase II cis-regulatory region sequence-specific DNA binding
Source: RefSeq, a predicted model, not a curated record
CACACUAUUGCAUUUGCCUAUACAAUAAAAUAAAAGGUUGCUUUGGUUUUUGAAAUUUUUAAAUAACGAGGAAUUUAAAGCAAUGAAACCCGAUUCCAUUGGCAAAUGGAUUGUUUGCCGGGUCUGCCUGAACAGUGCCAGUGAUGGAGAAUACCUGCUGCAAGAUAUAUUUAGCCAGAAUGCCAGCACUCGUCUUGACCAGAUGCUGUACAUUUGUGCUGGGAUCCCAGUAAGCAUCGAUGACAAUUUCCCGGACAAGAUGUGUAGCAAAUGUGUGAGCUGCUUGCGCCAGGCUUAUAAAUUUCGUUUAGCCUGCCAGCGAUCAUAUCAGCACAUCAUGGAUUUGUUUGCCAGCGAGGAGACCAACAGCAGCAGUAGCAAAAAUUCCAAUACCUUGGAAACGAAGAAUUUUAUCAAGUUGUUACAUGAGGAAUCGGAUCAAUUGGAACAAGUCAAAAUGGAGAUAGUUCCGUUGCAGCAACAACAACAACAACAUGAAGAAAUUAUAGUUAGCUAUGUGGAGGAGGCAUUGGUAGAGGAGCAGGAGGAGGAAGAGGAAGAAGAUGUUGACCAGGCAUAUGAGAUGGAUGAUGAUGAUGAUUUUGUGGUGUAUGACAAAAAUCAAACUGUUGUAAGUGUUGAAGAAGCCUUUCAGGAGCAUGCAGAAGUGGAAGAAUAUGAAGAAGUUGAAGUAUUAUCUCCUGAAGCUACCUCUAGCUUUAUAGUUUCGGUUAAAUUAGAGGGCGGUAAUAAUGUAAUAGAGGAAGUUGCAAGCAACGAGGACGAUGAUAGUAAUUCCUCAAAGCCUGCCUUCGUUGGUCGCACAAGUGCCAAGCCAAAAUUACUAAGUCUGCGAGGGCAACAUAAUGAUGAAGUGCAGCAGGCACAGCCUGUCAAAAAAUUGGGUCGUAAGCAAAAGGAAAAGCUAUCGAAUUAUAUCUGUGAUGUAUGCGCUAAUAUAUAUCCCACACAAGCCCGCCUUACUGAGCAUAUGAAAUUCCAUUCUGGCGUCAAACCUCAUGAAUGCGAAAUAUGUGGUCGUGGUUUUGUCCAAAAUCAACAGCUAGUGCGUCACAUGAAUACCCACACCGGAAAUCGGCCAUACAAAUGUAAUUAUUGUCCUGCUGCCUUUGCGGAUCGUUCCACAAAGACCAAACAUCAUCGAAUUCACACCAAAGAACGCCCCUAUGAAUGUGAUGUGUGCUUUAGAACUUUUAGCUAUUCGGAUAAUUUAAAAUUUCACAAAAUGAUCCACACCGGCGAGAAACCUCAUGUUUGCGAUCUUUGUGGCAAGGGAUUUGUCAAAGCGUACAAAAUGCGUCUGCAUCGUGUGACUCAUGAAAAACGAGGUCCUUGCAAACCAUCAACAAAUCCAGCCACUCCUGAUGAUAUCAAAGAUGAAAUGUCUACAUUUGUUAGCACUUAAAAUAGGUUUCUUAGAUAAGACAAAAGUUUAGGUUUAUAGUUUAGAGUGUAAGUGAAAUCAAUAUAUUUAAGAUGAAUAGAAAAAUUUGUUUUAUUAGCUUAAGAUUCUUCACUUAUAGCUGAUCUUUGUCAGUCUAUUUACGGCAUAUAAUUUGACUAAAUCUCAACAAUAAUAAAAUUCUUAAUUAUAUUUA